Oncorhynchus gorbuscha (pink salmon) is the source of this 5103-nucleotide messenger RNA. Its product is annotated as protein phosphatase 1D-like. The record is from RefSeq and is a predicted model, not a curated record. Lineage: Eukaryota; Metazoa; Chordata; Actinopteri; Salmoniformes; Salmonidae. Gene Ontology annotation, biological process: protein dephosphorylation. Gene Ontology annotation, cellular component: cytosol; nucleus. Gene Ontology annotation, molecular function: mitogen-activated protein kinase binding; protein serine/threonine phosphatase activity; cation binding. The transcript is spliced from 6 exons. Bases 169 to 1947 code for a protein of 592 amino acids.
CACAGGCGGUUCAAAUACCUUACGACCUAUCGUCGAAAAAUAAACAGAAGCAAAGAAGGAACGGGGAAAAGGGUUUUUCGAUCCAUAUCAUUGCACAUUUUGGCUUCAAACACGGCUUAGCAUAACCGGUGGACAAGUAUUUAUUGUAUAGCUUUGCUUGGAUUUUUCAUGGCCAUGAACGACGCAUUAAUUUUCCGAGUUAGUGCAUUCUCCGAGCAAGGGGGAAGGAGAUACAUGGAGGAUGUUAUUGAGUUUAAAGUGGAGUACGAACCGCCUGAACCAGAGCCAGCAGAGGGUGGUCUGAAUUCGGUAGAACAACAAGGGGAGUCAAAAGUAGAGAAACAGGAGAAUGGUCAUACUGAGCAGACCAUAAUAAGCAAUUCCCCCGAAAACGUUAAAGAAUCGGUGCCUGUUAGUGCAAUGUGGACAGAAAACAUAACAUGUGAGAAGCAUGGUGACAUUUCCCAGGCAGAAGUUCCAGCAGUGCACACGGUCGUUCGGAAGUCUGUGGCGUUUUUUGGUGUAUUUGACGGUCACGGAGGGCGAGAAGCUGCUCAUUUUGCCCGAGACAAUCUGUGGGGUAUUCUGAAAAAGCAAAGGGGGUUUUGGUCAGAAGAUCAAGGAGAAGUCUGUGAAGCAAUUCGAAAGGGGUUCAUUGCCUGCCACCAUGAUAUGUGGAAAGAGCUACCUGAGUGGCCCAAGACUCUGACCGGCCAGCCCAGUACUGCAGGAACAACGGCCAGUAUAGUGCUGAUCCGGGGGGAUCUGAUGUACGUAGCCCAUGUGGGGGACUCGGCAGUGGUUGUUGGGGUGAAAGAGCCUGGUGAAAAGAACAUCAGGGCCUUGGAAGUCACACAGGACCACAAACCUGAACUUCCCAAAGAGAAGGAGCGCAUUGAGAGACUUGGGGGCAGUGUAGUGAAGAAGUCCGGGGUGAACCGUGUGGUGUGGAAGAGGCCCAGACUGACCCACAAUGGCCCUGUCAGGAGGAGCACCGUCAUAGACCAGAUUCCCUUUCUUGCUGUGGCCAGAGCUUUGGGGGACCUAUGGAGCUAUGACUUCUACAGUGGGGAGUUUGUGGUCUCUCCAGAGCCUGAUGUCACUGUAAUGACCAUUGACCCUAAGAAGCACCGCUACAUCAUCCUGGGUAGUGAUGGCUUGUGGAACAUGAUGCCAGCUAAGGAUGCUGUCGCUAUGUGUGAGUGCCACGAUCAGAUGGUGGGCCCUAAGGGAUGGUCCUGUGCCAAACGGUUAGGAUGCACGGCCUUGCUGUUCUGGCGCCAGCGCAUGCUCCGUGCAGACAACACAACGGUCAUAGUGAUAACCGUGCAGCACCCUGAUGAGCCACCCAUGACCAUGCACCUACAGGAGCUCUAUGUCAAUAUGGCAGAGGGCCUUGAUAAGAUCCCCCCCGUUACAACCGCAAACUCUCCCUGCCGUUACGACGGCCCCAUUAUGCAGAACCCAGAGGUUAACACUGUGUCCUCUGUGGGUGAGCCUCUCCCCCUCCCAGCUCUGGAGUGGAGGAAUAGCCUGUGUGAGGCUGGUCUCUGUCCCCCUUCAGAGCCCCUGGCAGAGGUGGACUCACAGAGAGUGACCCCAACCGACAGAACCUUGAACGUUUGUUCAAUUGAAGGCACAGGGAUUCCAGGGUUCUCAGCACCAUCCACCCCUCUGCUGAGGAGGCUUCGUAGGCCCCCACACACUCCCCUCUCCCCCAGCAUAGCACACCACAGCCUUGGUCGGUCCCCUCACAGUCCCUUGUCUCCCAGGAUGCCUCGCCGCAGCCUGGCCCGUUCUCCACGCAGUCCCUUGUCCCCUAGAACGUCUCGCCGCAGACUCUGUGACCGAACCCCUCUGAGGCGAGGUGGAAAGGGACAGAGACGCUCCCCCAAUGUUCCCGUCAUCCUACCACAGAAACGCAAGGCUGCCUUGUGUGUGUGCUGAACCUCAUCUUACCACGGACGACAGAUUGACUAGGAUGAUGACCUUUAUCAUUCUGCAAAGAGAUGCAUAAGGGCAUCUGAACAUUGUGUGCUCAUGUAUCAACAAUAUGCCACUGUUCCAUUCAUAGGUUAAGUAUACUUUUAUAGUAGAGUCUGGUACCAUCUAAACAUUUUUGUAAAAAUGUGAUUGUGUAUAUGCUUACUUUACAUCUUAAGUGUUUUUAUGAUAUUUAGUUUAUUAACUGUUUUUAAUGGAAAACAUAUUUUAUCUAGUGUAAAUUGCUGGUCAUAUUUCCACCCCCUUUUUAUGUUUAAAAUAAUAAUAAUAAUAAUAAAUCAAUAAAAUAUCCCAUAUUCUGUACCAAUAGAAAAAUAUUAUACUAAAUACUAUCAUAAUGAAUUGACUAUCCUGAACUAAACCACAGAGCCUGAAUGAAUUUGGUGAUAAACGCCACACCCUGUUUUAACUUACAUGCGGAGAUCAAGGUGUUUAGUUUCUAUCACUGGACAGGCGAAGAGCAGUCAGGAAUGCCAAAUAAGUGUUUUGAAUCGGGAGAGGGGGAUCCAUGGCGUUUUGAAUCGGGAGAGGGGGAUCCAUGGCGUUUUGAAUCGGGAGAUCAAUGGCGUUUUGAAUCGGGAGAGGGGGAUCCAUGGCGUUUUGAAUCGGGAGAGGGGGAUCCAUGGCGUUUUGAAUCGGGGGCUCCAUGGCGUUUUGAAUCGGGAGAGGGGGCUCCAUGGCGUUUUGAAUCGGGAGAGGGGGCUCCAUGGCGUUUUGAAUCGGGAGAGGGGGCUCCAUGGCGUUUUCAGAACUACAUGUGUUAAAUGAAGAAUAUCCAGAAUGUGCUACCUGCUAUGAAUACUUUAUAUAUCCCCAUAGUUGAUUGUUUCAAAUAGUUGAAUCUUUCCCUGGUUCCCCAUGAAUAGUUGGCCUUGCAUCAUUGUUCUCAUGUAUUGCUUUCAGCUAUCCACUGGAGGGCACCCACUGCAAGUGUAAAUGUGGUGUCAAGUAGUUUCAGUGCUGUGUGAUUUACUUUGCAAGUGUUCAAAUACCCCAUAUUUAUAAAGUAUAGUGGAUUUGAUCUCAUGAAAGUUAUGAUUGUUGUGUCAGUUUAAUGCCCUCUUGGAUUUCUGAAUCCAUAAAAGUGAUUAAUUAAAUCUCAAAACGAUUAACAAAUGUCACCUCGUUGGGAAGUUGGCCUUGCUUGUAUGAUGAGAUAUUUGGAGUUAAAAUAUUUGACUCAGCUAAAAUGUGUUUGACAAUUACCUUAAACUUCAAUCAGUCAAAUAGUGCUAUGUUUACAAAGCUGAGUUAUCAUAACCAGACAAGUGGAAUACACCUCUGAAAUACACUACAUGGCCAAAGGUAUGUGGACACCUGCUUGUCAAGCAUCUCAUUACAAAAUCAUGGGCAUUAAUAUGAAGUUGGGGGGACCGACUGGGUGUCCUUGAUUUGAGGACAACAUGAUCAGUCUUAGCUUGAAGAGACAAUACAUGGCCAAAAGUAUGUAGACAUCUGUUCGGACAUCUCGUUCCAAAUUCAUGGGCAUUAAUAUGGUCUCCCCUUUGCUGCUAUAACAGCCUCCACUCUUAUGGGAAGGCUUUCCACUAGAUGUUGGAACAUUGGUGCAGGGACUUGCUUCCAUUCAGCCACAAGAGCAUUAAUGAGGUCAGGCACUGAUGUUAGGCGAUUAGGCCUGUCUUGCAGUUGGUGUUCCAUUUCAUCCCAAAGGUGUGCAGUUGAGGUCAGGGCUCUGUGCAGGCCAGUCAAGUUGUUCCACACCGAUCUCGACAAACCAUUUAUGUAUGUAUGGACCUCGCUUUGUGCACGGGGGCAUUGUCAUGCUGAAACAGGAAGGAGCCUUCCCCAAACUUUUGCCACAAAGUUGGAAGCACAGAAUUGUCUAGAAUGUCAUUGUAUGCUGUAGCGAUAAGAUUUCCUUUCAUUGGAACUAAGGGCCCUAGCCCGAACCAUGAGAGACAGCCCCAGACCAUUAUUGCUCCUCCACCAAAUUGACAGUUGGCAGUAUGCAUUGGGACAGGUAUCAUUCUCCUGGCAUCCGCAAACCUAGAUUCAUCUGCCCGAUGGUGAAGCUUGAUUCAUCACUCCAGAAAAGGCAUUUCCACUGCUCCAGUCCAUCGGCAGCAAGCUUUACACCACUCCAGCCGACGCUUGGCAUUUUGCAUGGUGAUCUUAGCCUUGUGUGCGGCUGCUCGACCAUAGAAACCCAUUUCAUGAAUCACCCGACGAACAAUUAUUGUGCUGACGUUGCUUCUAGAGGCAGUUUGGAACUCGGUAGUGAGUGUUGCAACCGAGGACAGACCAUUUUUACGUGCUUCAGUACUCGGGGGUCUCGUUUUGUGAGUUUGUGUGGCCAUCACUUUGUGGCUGAGCUGUUGUUGUCCUCUGUUUCCACUUAGAAAUAACAGCUACUUACAGUUGAACGGGGCAGCUCUAGCAGGGCAGAAAUGUGAUGAACUGACUUGUUGGAAAGGUGGCAUCCUAUGACAGUGCCACGUUGAAGCUCGUCAGUAAGGACAUUUUACUGCCAAUGUUUGUCUAUAGAGAUUGCAAGGCUGUGUACUUGAUUCUAUACACCUGUUUGCAACGGGUGUGGCUGAAAUAGCAGAAUCCACUAAUAUGAAAGGCUGUCCACAUACUUUUGUGUAUAUAUAUGGUGUAUGAUGCCAUAUUUAGUGCACCCAUGGCUCACUGGAUUUACAAAUCGGGUAAUUGCACAUUUGCAGCACAGAUAAAUGUUCUUACACCAACCAGCGUGGUACCAUUGACACUGCAGAAUAAUGUCGAUCUUGUACAGGCAUAGAUUAAUACAAUUAUGUGUUAUUUUGAAAACAGAAAAAUAUCUUCCAUAGCAUUGAAGUGCUUUUGUAAAUAUGAUUUUAUUUGUACAGUAUAUUAUGCAAAACCAGGCAUUGGGUUUUACAUGAAUGUGGCAUGAUCAGCUCUGUUUGUGGUGAAGUGUAUUAAGGGAUGGCUUUAUUCAUAGAAAUGAUUAUUUGCUAGAUAAAUUACAUAGAAAUGUCCACUUUACAUCCAUUACAGUGAUAAUCAAUGUAUGUCUUGAUGUCAAACUGCAAUACCUGCCUUGAAUGUGACUAAAUAAGUGUGUUGAAUAAAUACGUUGUCAUUUCAAAUUAA